This is a messenger RNA of Prosopis cineraria, 2537 nucleotides long. RefSeq names its product U-box domain-containing protein 19-like. Gene Ontology annotation, molecular function: ubiquitin-protein transferase activity; protein binding. The record is from RefSeq and is a predicted model, not a curated record. Gene Ontology annotation, biological process: protein ubiquitination. Lineage: Eukaryota; Viridiplantae; Streptophyta; Magnoliopsida; Fabales; Fabaceae. The coding region runs from base 83 to 2143 and encodes 686 amino acids. The transcript has a single exon. Gene Ontology annotation, cellular component: nucleus; cytoplasm.
UUAAGGGCUUAUCGGUUCAAUCCCGUGUGAUAUAUCCAAAGGAGUUUUCCUUUUCUCCCUUCACGAAUUCUCAUUCCCUUCAAUGAUCAAUGCAUCCAAUCAAUCAGGCCGCCGUAUUCUGUCAUUCCCGGCGGUUCAUCCCUGCGAAGGCGUGUCUCCGGCCGCCCUUCUCGCUUCUCUGAUCUCACUCUCUCAGACCAUAUGCAGUUUCCAAUCCGAGUUCUUCCCCACCCAACGUCGAAAUUCCAGAGAGAUAAUUCGCCAACUUGGUAUCAUCCUCCUCUUCCUGGAGGAAAUUCGAGAUCGUGGUGUCCCUGUAAGGGACUCUGUUGCUCUCUGCUUCUCCGAGCUUCACCUUACUCUCCAAAAAAUUCACUUUUUGCUCUCAGAUUGUACUCGUGAUGGUGCUCGGCUGUGGAUGCUCAUGAAAUCGGAACACGUCGCCACUCAAUUCAGGGUUCUGACUCGCGCGUUAGCAACUGCUCUUGAUAUUCUGCCUCUGAGUAGCAUCGAGAUUUGUGACGAAGUAAAGGAGGUAGUGGAAUUAGUUGCUAAGCAAGCUCAGAAAGUGAGGCUCGAACUAGACCCACACGAUGAACUCGCCACCAAGCAGGUCCUCUCAGUUUUGAAUCAGUUCGAUAGAGGAAAAGAACCCAACUUGAGUACCGUGAAGAGAACCUUGAGCUACUUGGGAAUACAAAAUUGGAAUGAUUGCAACAAAGAGAUUAAAUUCUUGGAAGAUGAAAUCAACUUUACCUACUCUGAAGGUGACGAGAGGGAGGUUCCUUUUCUGAGUAGUUUAGUUGGGUAUUUAUGCUAUUGCAGGGUAGUGAUUUUCGAAACUCUGGAUUUUCAACAAACCGCCACUGACCCAUCGGAGAUGAGGUAUAGCACGGAGAUGAUUAACUUCAUAAACCCACAGGACUUUCGAUGUCCGAUCUCUUUGCAACUGAUGACCGAUCCUGUGACUGUAUCAACUGGCCAGACGUACGAUCGAGCAUCCAUUCAGAAAUGGCUCCAAGCUGGAAACAGGACAUGCCCAAAAACAGGGGAGAAGCUCGCAAACACGGAGCUCCUCCCAAACACGACCCUCAGAAAGCUAAUCCACCAGUUCUGUGCCGAUAACAGAGUUUCCGCCGCCAAGUCCGGUCACCGGAGUCGCGACAUAACGAGAACCAUCGUCCCCGGUAGUACAGCUUCGGCACACGCCAUGCAAUUCCUUUCAUGGUUCAUUGCUAGGAGGCUUGUCUUCGGAACAGAUGAGCAGAAAAACAAGGCAGCUUACGAAAUUCGAGUGCUUGCAAGGUCCAACAUUUUCAACAGAGCAUGUUUGGUUGAAGUCGGAACAGUGCCCUCGUUAAUCAAUCUCCUGGACUCGGAUGAUAAAUCAACACAAGAGAACGCAAUCUCCGCUCUACUGAAGUUGGCAAAGCACACCAAUGGACAGAAAACGAUAAUGGAAAGUGAUGGACUAACACCAAUCCUCGUGGUUCUCAAAAAUGGAAUUACUUUAGAAGCUCGUCAGACUGCAGCUGCUGUAAUAUUCUACCUUUCUUCCACGAGAGAAAACAGGAAAAUAAUUGGAGAGAACCCUGAAGUAAUCCCAGCGUUGGUAGAACUAAUCAAGGAAGAAACAACAGCCUUCGGGAAAAAGAAUGCCAUAGUCGCCAUUUUCGGGCUUCUCUUGCUUCCCCAGAAUCAUCAGAAAGUGCUUGACGCUGAUACUGUUCCCACGCUAGUCAGUAUCUUAGCUUCGUCAGAAAAAUCCGACCUUACCACAGAUUGUUUGGCGGUUCUUGCAGCGUUGGCGGAGAACUUGGAGGGAGCAAACGCUAUGUCAAAAGCAUGUGCUUUGCCUUUGAUCUUGGGGAUGUUGCAGACAGUAACACGGCGCGCAGAGAAAGAACAUUGUGUGGCUAUUUUGAUGUCGAUGUGCAUGCAUAUCGGAGAAGAGGUGGUGGGUGUUCUGGCGAAGGAUCCUUCGUUGAUGCCAUGGCUUUACUCGCUGCUCACCGAUGGUACUUCUCAUGCGGCCAAGAAGGCGCGUUCUCUGAUCAGAGUUCUUCAGGAAUUCAACGAAACUAGAACUUCUAGGUGGGUUGGAUCGUCCGUCGUGCCAGAACGAUCCCUUCACAUUUGGUGAAUACAUAUACAGAUCACAAAUAAUAGGGUACAGAUUUGCAGAUACUGUGUGCAUAAUAAUACUGAUUGAUCUAAUACAAAAAUUUGAAAAUUAUGGAAUUGGCUCCAUGAUUUUUUUCCCCGUCAAGGAGCUAAGCUCGACGAGUAAUGCUAGUCAUCAUCGAUGAAGUUUUGUGAAGAUAGAUCCAAGAAUGACGUACUUGGAUUCAUUCAGUUAAGAUGUUGCGUUUGAUUCUAGCUCAAUUGUUGAAAUAACAUAGAGAAUUGGUCUUCGCUAUGUGCAUAUUUAGAAAGCUUUCUUUUGAUUUUGGGCUAUAAUUCAGUGGAAUUAUAAAUUUUAGUUCUAUGAUUGUGAUGUUUUUUUUUUAUAUGAAACUAAACAUAUAUUUAGAAAU